GGGAAGGUCUUUUGUUUGUACGCGCAUCGGAAAAUAACACACUCUAUCGCGGGAAGGGGUGUGGAGGGCGAAAACGACGACGAACGAUGAUGAUGAUGGGGUUUCGCCGAUGUCGCAAACCACGGCUUCCUUUAACGAGCGUUUCAUUCUAGGCGCUUCUGGCGGAGGAAGCGCCGAAACUGAAGCGGCAAGACACACAACGGACACACACACACACCCACCCACACUGCGGAGUGAGCUCGCUGGAGGGCUAGGAAAAGGAACAGUGGGGUCCGGGGCGCCGAAAUUGGCCGCCAACUUUAGUCGCAUGAAACAUUAAUUUCAUGGUCUCGGUCAUCAGUGCCAGUUCGGGCGUCGAGAUUUACGGUCUCCGUUUGUGCAGAGGAUGCAGCCGAUCAAAUCGUUCUACCUGUUCUCGAAGCUGUUCGGGCUGUGCCCGUACCCGCUCGAUCCGACCGUACCGGUCAACACGCGGGCCAGCUACGUGAAGCAGCUGCUGCCAACGUACACAGUGCUGCUGCUGUACUCCUCCUGCCUGGUGAGCAUCUUCUGGCAGAGUGGCAACACGUCCGACAUUUCCAACGCCGCUAAUUGGAUACAGUUCAUUCCCAACUCAUUUGCGUACGUCUUUUCGCUCGUCUUUGCCAUCCGGCAUCGCACGAUGGCGAACGAAAUUUUGACCACCUUCGCCAUCGCCGACGAUAAGCUGCGAACGCAGUUUGGUAUUUCCUUCACGAUGCCAAACGUCAAAAUGAGACGCGUGUCCAUCCUGGCUUGCAUUGUCACCAUGACCUGCGGCAGUACCAUCGGGGCGCUCACUUAUUUGAUCGGAGUUAAUUGGAAUCGUAUAUGGACGUUGCUUUAUUGGAUCGCCUUCUGUAUGCCAAAGUUUGGAUUGCUUCUGUUCAGUUUCCAGUUCGCCGGCUGUAUCCUGUACCUGUCGGACCGGGCCAUGCUGCUGCUGAGAGGCAUGAACAAUUUUCCGGUCGGUGUGGAAAAUCUCGCCCUGCAGCCGCAAACCCACGGCCACGGGCCGCAGUACAAAACGCUCAACAUGGCGAUGGGCGGCAACCAUCUGCCGAGCAUGCACGAGGGCAAGCUGAACCGGCUGACCACGCUCGCGACCAUCAAGAUCCGCGCCAUCAGCCCGCUCGACUCGAUCCAGCACAUCCGCGAGGUGGUCGAGCUGCUGCAGGACCUGUCGGUCAAGAUAAACCACUGCUUCGGCAAGCAGGCCAUCUUCUCGCUGCUGUCCGCGUUCACCUGCGUCACGGUGCAGCUGUACUACAUGCUGAACCACAUCAAGUCCGGCUUCACCGCGUCCCGGUCCGAGAUCUAUGCGCUCGCGUCCUGCAGCCUGCUGUUUCUGCACGGCAUCGAGUUUUGGUCGCUGUUUACCAGCGGCGAGAACGUGCGGCUCAAGUGGAAAAAGGUGAUCAAUUUCCUGUUCUUCAUGAAGUCCAAAUCGGCCGACGAUGACUUUCGCACCAAGGUGGACGAUCUGAUUUCGUUCAUGGUGACGAAUCCGCUCGAGUUCAAUGCGUACGGGCUGUUUCCCAUCGAUCUGUCGGUGCUGACGGGGAUUGCUUCCUCCAUCACAACGUAUCUGAUCGUGCUGAUACAGUUCAAAAUAUCCGAGGAGCAGUCCAGCGGCUAUGACGAUGAUUCGGACGAGAAAAGUCAGAUCCAGUAUUCAGCACACUAGCGCAGUAACUGCACGGUGGAAGUGCGCUGUUGGUGCGAUUGGAACUAUUGGCUGAUGGGAUGAUACCGUGCUCGGGACUGUGAGUUCGCUCUUUGUCGCCUGACGUCAUUGUGGAAGGUCGCCAGGGGUUUUGUGCCAUCUACCUGGAUCUCGAUGCAUGAGCUCCAAUGCCCGAUAAAGCUUCAGUUCGAACAUUAUUUGUUUCAUUGCGAAUCACAUAAGAGGCGAAAGAACUCCGUUGGAGCCAAAGCAUCUAUAAACUAUUCAAACAACAAACAACAAUUGCGAAUCACAUGAAUGCUCGCAUCAAUUUAAUUUGACAAGAUUUGAUUUUGAAGUUUCAGAUAGCCACAUUGCUUGCCAUUAAACUUUUCAAUUCCUUAGCAUUCUCUCAAAUCGAUAAUUUAAGCUCAAUUUAUCACCACACCAUAUGUAUGUUAAUCCCUGAAUUCAACAUUUUAAUUAAAAUUUUAAUCACAAAGUACAUCAAAGGAAUGUUUUUGCGAUUAUUUUGUAUUUUUCUAUGAGUUUGUUGACUAUUUCAAUAGUUUGAGUAGGUAAACCAUACAAAUUAUGUUUAAAAUGAUUUUUUUCAUUGAGUCGGAUUAACUGAACAAAUAUUCUUUAUCACUUGAAAUGAAAAAUUCGUCAUUUUGCAAGGAUCUAUUUAAAAUUAAAAUGUAAAUCGGUAGUAUAAAAAUCAUUUUGAAUAGGAAGGUGUAUACCACGUAUUAAGUUUCAUCAUAGAGUCGGUAAACUUCCUUUUACGUCUGUAAAAGUGCUAAAAUAACUCAAAAAGUUGUUAUAGCAGCCACUUACAGAUAAACACUUUGUUAUGUGAACUAAAAACAUCAACAAAAGUGAUGGAAGCAACAUAAACGAGCACUGUCCGGGCAGCAGCUUCGAGAAGCUUUAAUGUACGUUCAUAACAAUGUAAAACGCCGGGCCUACACUUGCUUGCUCUGUAAAACAUCCUUCUGUUUAUUGCUUUAUUUAUUUAAAUCAUAAAGUAACAAUACGAUGUACUUCACCCGAUGGGUUUAUUAAUGUUUAGAAUCGCCCAUUAGCUUUAAUCGCCGUACUUGAGAAACAACACGCUGACCUGAGCCUGUUAGCUCAACGCUUGCCGCAAUGCAAUGGGUUGAACGCCCUUUUUUUCUGCACUUUAAUAACACCGAUUAGCAAGUCUUUAUUCUUUCCACCCGGCCCAGCUGAAGGACACCAGCUACACCGGCAGCGCACAACAU
Anopheles coluzzii is the source of this 2952-nucleotide messenger RNA. RefSeq names its product gustatory receptor for bitter taste 66a-like. The record is from RefSeq and is a predicted model, not a curated record. Lineage: Eukaryota; Metazoa; Arthropoda; Insecta; Diptera; Culicidae. Bases 386 to 1705 code for a protein of 439 amino acids. Gene Ontology annotation, cellular component: neuronal cell body; membrane; dendrite. Gene Ontology annotation, biological process: sensory perception of taste. The transcript is spliced from 7 exons.